CAAAAUUAGCAACUCGAGUCCGGACGGACAGCACAGCGACUGCCGGUAGUGAGGGAACUGGACGCUUGGAAAGAAGAUUCGCCAUCGUGCUCAAGCCAUGGUGUAAAGGUCCUCGCGCAGCGCCUCUCAGGACUCUUCAAUAAUCAACAGCUUACAUUCAAAAAGCAAAAACACAUUCAAAACACACAUCUUUCCUGAGCAGACCACCAACCGCAACAAUGAAGACUGCUUGUGCCCUCCUCUUCGCUGCCGUGGCCGCCGCUGGCCCGAUCCGUGCGAUUCCGCCGGGUACAACAUUCGAUCCCCUCCCAGACGCCCCUCUCAACUUCACUGCAACCGCCCUUUACGUGGGUGGCGACCUCGGCUUCCCGAUCAAUGCCAACGACAAGAGAUUCUGGAUCGGCAAAGACACCAGGACCUUCUCCGAAGAGCAAGACAAACAAGCCAACACCGACAAGACCAUCUUCUCCUUCGCAGAAGGCACGGGUCAGCUCAAUCUCGAUGUCAAUGUGCCCGGCGGCCAGAGGGUCUACGUCAGAGACGAUGGCCAGCUGCGAUUUGUUGAGGCACACCGCCUCCGCACUGACGGCCACGCGACCUUCACUGGCUUUGAAAUUGGAGACGGUGCCCUGUUGAAGUUCGAAGCGCAAGAUUGGAUAAUGUGCCCAAAGGAAUACGGAAGCUCCGAGUUCAAGGUGUGGGCGGCGAGCAGAGUCCAGGAUCUCAAGGAGGGCUGUGUUAGAUUCGAGUGGCAGAACGACUACACCAGAUAUCCGGAAGCUUGGGCGUACUACUAGAGUCCUCUCG
This is a messenger RNA of Zymoseptoria tritici IPO323, 807 nucleotides long. RefSeq lists its product as uncharacterized. NCBI's taxonomy places the organism in Eukaryota, Fungi, Ascomycota, Dothideomycetes, Mycosphaerellales, Mycosphaerellaceae. The coding region runs from base 219 to 797 and encodes 192 amino acids. The record is from RefSeq and is a predicted model, not a curated record. The transcript is spliced from 2 exons.